Rhodotorula graminis WP1 is the source of this 2049-nucleotide messenger RNA. RefSeq lists its product as uncharacterized. NCBI's taxonomy places the organism in Eukaryota, Fungi, Basidiomycota, Microbotryomycetes, Sporidiobolales, Sporidiobolaceae. Gene Ontology annotation, biological process: regulation of DNA-templated transcription. The coding region runs from base 1 to 2049 and encodes 682 amino acids. Gene Ontology annotation, molecular function: DNA-binding transcription factor activity; sequence-specific DNA binding. The transcript is spliced from 4 exons. The record is from RefSeq and is a predicted model, not a curated record.
AUGCCCAGCCGUCGUCCCGCGGCGUCUCCGAGCGCGUCCUCCUCGUCACCCUCGUCGACCGACGAGAUGCAUUCGACCUCGAGCAGACCAGAGCUCAGGGUCGACACGUCGCUGAGCCAAGCCGCUCGCGAUGCUCUCGAGCAGGACGAGAACGCGCCCCCGAGGACGCCGAUCUCGUCGAGCCUCUCGCCUGAGCCCGAGAAGCGUCGACGACCUAGUCGUUCGCUCAAGAAGCAGAAGCGGGUCCCGGCGAGCAAGCGCGCCAGCGUCGCGCUCGGCCAGCCUCGUCUUCCACCUCCUCCUCCGCCGACUGGCCCUUCUGCUCGCCUCUCGCCAAGCGCUGGGCCAUCGCCGCCGCCAACAGCCCACGACAAGACCUAUGGGCUUCGGCACCCGGCCGACAAGCGGUACGACGAGGCGGCGUGGCCGGGCUACGCGGCGGCGGCAGCGGAGGACGACGGCUUCACGAUCGUCGAGCCCAAAGCGAAGCCCAGCUUCAUCGAGAAGGUCUACCGCAUGCUCGCCGACGACGAGGUGCAAGAGCUCGUCUACUGGACGCCGGCCGGCGACGGCUUCAUCAUCCCCGACGUCGACCAGUUCUCGACCGUCGUCCUGCCGCUGUACUUCAAGAGCCCGGUCUACAGCUCGUUCCUGCGGCAGUUGUACAGCUACAAUUUCUCGAGGACCCGCAUCUACCUCGAGCGCAAGUGCAAGACCGUCGUGUCGCAGCACAUCCACGGUCCGGCGACGUUUCGGCGCGACAGCCCGCACCCGCAAGCGGUCAAGCGCCGAUUGUCGGUCCCGCGCCAGUCGCUGUACAUGCGCCAGGACGUCGUCGAGGACGUCGUUCGCGUCAAGGGCGUCAACAACCCGUCGUGCGCAAUCCUCGAGUCGUUCGACCGCGUCGAGUCGUCCGCCCUCUCGGUCGCGCCCGCCUCGCCGGCGAGCUCGCGUGCCCAGCAGUCGACAUCGUUCGCGUUCGAGUACCCGAGCCGACCGACGAAGCGUCGUGCCGGCGAAGCGGGCCUCGAGGAGGCCGAGCGCGACGUGUUCGGGCCCGUCGAGCUCGCUGAGGGCCGCGGCGACGUCAAGCGGCUCGAGCUCGCCUGUCGCCGCCUCUCGACCCAGCUCAACCAAGCCCAAUGGCGCCUCAAGUCGACGAUCCGCAUCUGCAAGGUCCUGAAGGAGCGCGUGCACGACCUCGGCGGCGUUUUCGAAGAGCCCGACUACUUUUCUCUCGACGUCGAUGACCGCAAUACGCACGCGUCGAGCUCGUUCGCCGUCGCGUCCGGCGGCGCCGACCUCGCCUUCCCGUCCUCGCACCUCUCGGGCUGGCCAGCUGCGUCGCGGUCUCUCGCCUCGUACGACCAGCGCGCGCCUCCUGCGCGCUCGUCGCACACGUGCGAGCAGCGCCGCGACUGGCCCGUCGUCGCCGGGCCGAGCUUCGUCAACUUGUCGCCGCAGCUCGAGCAAACCGUCGACCACCUCGUCCUGCCGACCGGCCCUGCCUCGUCAACCUCCCCGCCCUGGUCUCCUCGCCACCCCAUCUUCCGCAACUCGUCGUUCGCGAACGACUCGACCGCGCUCGUCGAUGUCACGCAUGCCGGCGCGCCGCCGCAGCUCGACGAGCAGCUCCUCCCGGCGCCGCACCUUCUCGACUCGCACGCCUCGGCCUUCUCGUUCGUCGGCACCCGGACCCUCGCCGAGUACUACGACGCCGAGGGCUACGGCGACGCGUCGGUGCGCCCGCUCAACGUCGUCGAGCCGCUGGGCGCCGCAGCGGACCUGCCGCAGCACGCGCACGGACCGCUCGAUGUGGCUGGCGGCGCAGCGCAGGCCCAGUACGCCGAGAGCGCCCCGACGGCGCAGGACGUCGAGGCGAGCGCGUGGGCGGCGGCGUACGCCGACCGCUUUUGCGACGAGUGGUACGCCGACGUGCUCGAGCCGUGCGAAGGGACCGCGCCGAGAGUCGUCGCACAGCGCUCGUCAGCGGUCGAGGCGCACCUCGAGUACUCGUCGCUCGCAACGACGUUCGGCACCGGCGUGUGA